AUGUCCUCCUCCAAUGACCAAGUCGCGACUUUCAAGCUUGUUCUCGUCGGCGAUGGCGGAACUGGAAAGACGACCUUUGUCAAACGCCACUUGACGGGCGAGUUCGAAAAGAAGUACAUCGCUACCCUUGGUGUCGAGGUCCACCCUCUUGCCUUCUCCACCAACUUCGGCACGGUCUGUUUCAACGUCUGGGACACAGCUGGCCAAGAGAAGUUUGGUGGUCUGCGAGAUGGUUACUACAUCCAAGGCCAAUGUGGUAUCAUCAUGUUCGACGUUACAGCCCGCAUCACCUACAAGAACGUCCCCAACUGGCAUCGUGAUCUCGAGCGCGUCUGCGAAAACAUUCCCAUCGUCCUUUGCGGCAACAAAGUUGAUGUCAAGGAGCGGAAAGUGAAGACUAGUGCCGUGACCUUCCAUCGCAAGAAAAACUUGCAAUACUUCGAGAUUUCCGCGAAGUCCAACUACAACUUUGAGAAACCUUUCCUCUGGCUCGGGCGUAAGCUCGUUGGAAACCCUUCACUCGAAUUUGUCGCCGCACCGGCUCUGGCUCCCGCUGAAGUUGCUGUUGAUGCUGCAUUGAUGGAACUUUACAACCAGCAACUGAAAGAGGCGCGUUCUGAAUUGUUUGUUUCGGUCUUUCCCGCUGAUAGGAAUGUUUGUAGGCUGAAGCAGUUCCUCUUCCGGAGGAAGACGACGACCUUUAAUGAUUCACACACAUCCUCUCCUCACACAUUUCCUGCUCUUCCUCCAUGUAGUUUUGAAUGGAUCCGCUAG
This is a messenger RNA of Mycena indigotica, 774 nucleotides long. Its product is annotated as GTP-binding nuclear protein. Gene Ontology annotation, cellular component: cytoplasm; nucleus. NCBI's taxonomy places the organism in Eukaryota, Fungi, Basidiomycota, Agaricomycetes, Agaricales, Mycenaceae. The record is from RefSeq and is a predicted model, not a curated record. Bases 1 to 774 code for a protein of 257 amino acids. Gene Ontology annotation, molecular function: GTPase activity; GTP binding. Gene Ontology annotation, biological process: ribosomal subunit export from nucleus; protein import into nucleus. The transcript has 6 exons.